GCAUAUAGUGAACUUUAAAAAUAAAUUUCUCGUAUUUCUUUGGAAUAAAACAAACCAAAAAUUAGAAAUAUUUUUUGGCACUAUCAUUCAUUUACGAAAAGUUAUUAAAGCAAAAGAAUCGUUAAAAAAGCUAAACCUCGGAAAAAGCUUUAUGUUUGCGGCUAAUGAACCAAAAGGUUUGAUUGCGAUUUACGACAAUGAUAAAGGGGUGCUUAAUUCAUACAGUCUUGAUGAAGAACAAUCAAAUAUAUACCUAAUUUAUAGAAAUAUUCAAAUUCAAAGAUGGUAUAAUGAUGAAAUACCAAAGAUCGCUCAUUUCUUUUUUAUAAAAAAUACAGAAAAUAUUUGUUUUGUAGAAACAAAUAGUCAAGCUCGUAUAUAUAAUUUUGUGAACGAUUGUUUUCAACCAGGAGUUGCGCAAUUUCCAAAUAAUAUAUGCAAAGUAAUGAGUACACCUGAUGGCACAAAAUUCACGCAAGAUAUUUCUAUUGGAGAUUUUAUAGUUAUCAACAAUGAACAAAGACAAGUUAUUGAGAUUAAAUCCGAUAUUGAAUUAAAGAUUUCGGCUGAAUUAUUUAAAACCAUUGAAUAUAAUAAAGUAUAUUCUUUUACAAUUGAGCAAAGGAAAAUACUUAAUGUAAUAGAUUCAGAGAAUUUAGAUUUGGAUGAAUACAAGAUAAAGUUUCGCAAAUAUAUUUCUGGUACUUUUGAAAAACUUAAAAAAGAAACCAAUAAACCAAUUGGACAUCUGAAGAAAUUUAAAACAAAUUGUGCAUCUUUUAAAAAUCUUGAUCUUACAAAUAUGUAUACAGAAUAUAAGCUUGGAGAGUGGCUUAUAGAUUUCUUCUGCUUGAUUCCUCUUCAAAUUGCUGUUACUAGAGAUAAUAAAUUUAUUCCACUUAAAGAUGGAAUUUUAUUACCCGAAAUUGAUCAAAUGACAUUAGAUGAAAAUUUUGGAAUCAUUGAAAGUGUGUCAGAUAGCAUUUCAUUUGGAUGGUAUGAAGCAAUAUUUGAUUAUUAUUCUACACUUAAAGUAAAAGUAAUUUCAUCAAUGGGAGAGCAAUCAUGUGGCAAGAGUUAUUUACUGAACCACUGCAUUGGAUCAACUUUUGACGGAUCUGCUAUGCGCUGCACUGAAGGUGUAUGGAUGUCAUUAGUUAAAACAAAUGACACACUUUAUGUUGCUCUUGACUUUGAGGGACUUGCGAGCAUUGAAAGAACCGCGCAAGAAGAGACUUUCUUACAACUUCUUAAUGCAGCACUAUCAAACCUUGUUCUAUUUAAAAGUCAGUUUGCAAUUAGUCGAGACAUUUCAUCAAUGUUUCAACGUUUUCAUGAUGGAAUAAAUUAUUUCGGUGAUGAUCCUGAUAUAUUUCAGGCUUGUUUUUGUAUUAUUAUAAAAGAUGUUGCAAUAAGUGACAGAGAUGAUAUUGUUAUAGAAUUUCAAUCAAAGCUUUCAAAGAUUGUUGAUACACCAGUGUUUACUGAAUCGGCAUUUUACACAAGCAUUAGGCAAUUGAAAGUUAAAUUGGAUGAACAAGAAUCAAAAUAUAAAAAUGCUAGAAUGUUUUUAGAAAAGAUCAAGAUUUUAAUGACUAAAUUAAAAAUGCAGAAUUGGGGAAGCAUACAAGAAACAAUGAUUGUUAAGCGAGCAUCAGAAUUGAAAAGGUUUUUGAGCAAUGCGAUAGCAUUUGGAUAUGAACAAAAGGAAGAUGAUCCAUUUUCUAUAUUCGAAGAUUCGAAUCAUCAAGAUAUCAGACGUCUUACGAACCGAGAUAACGGAAAAUUAAUUCCUGAUGAUGAAUUCUCGCUUUCUGAAAUCUUUAAAAAUACUGACAACUCGAUUAAAUUGAUACCGGAUACGGGACUUGUGUUAUUUAAAGAUAAGGGUGACUUUACCAAGAUUUCAUCUGAUUUAAGAACAUUUUUUGAGAAAAAUGUUCAUACGCGUGGUUCAAUUCCUGAUUCUGAAUGGCUUGACCAUUUGGAUAAAUUUUUUAAACUCUUUAUAAACAGACGAAUAAAGCGCGUACGGGAAUGGAUUUUACAAAAUAUCUCGAAUUUUCCAAAAGAUCACACUGAAGUUACCCUCAUAAAUUAUGCUCUUAACCAAGAAAUUAACAAAUUUAAUUCAUUUUGGAAUAUUUGCCGACUUUGUUGUAGUAAAUGUGGUCAGGCAUGUCUUAAAGCCAGUAAACAUGAUUUCGACGGUGAUAAAGAACAUGAUUGCUUAACUGAUCACAAGUGUCAUUCCUUUUGUCAAUGCGUCAGAGAUCAUAAAAAUGGGGUCAUGCCAGAAUGUAUUAAAUCAGCAGCACAUAAAGAUAGACAUAAAUGUGCUCAAACUCAUAGAUGUGAUGCUCCAUGUAUUUAUGCGGAUAAAAUUAAUUGUAAAAAAAUAUGUUCUAAAGAUUACGGUCAUCAAAAAGUCGCUGGGAAUGAAGUUCAUUUAUGUGAAUCCAAACAUUACUGUGGAGCUCCAUGUUCAUUAGAUGCUAAAACUAAAAAUGGCAAAUAUCAAUGUCAAAACACAUGCAUUGCAAAUUGUAGAAAACAUUGUGAAAGCUCGGAUCAUUUGCAUGCUUUAGGAAAAAGUGUUAAUCACAUUUGUGGAUAUUGUCAUUUUCGAUGCGACAAAUGUGGUCUUAGAUGCAAAAAAGCAAACCGACAUGUUGAUAAAGGCCAUGAUUGCUCAACAGAUCAUAAAUGUCAUGCUAAAUGCCAAUUUCCUGAAUCUCAUCGUGAUCAUAGUUUGCCUGAAUGUAAUAUGCUUGCGGCUCAUGAAGGCACACAUCGAUGCUCACAAACACAUUCGUGUGGUGCUACUUGUAUACAUGCUAAUAAAGAAAACUGUCAAAAAAGAUGCGUAAAAGAUGCCAGACAUGUAAAUAAAGUCGGAGAUGAAACACACCUAUGUGAUGUCAAAAAACAUUACUGUGGAGCUCCAUGUUCACUAAACUUUAAAACUCUUGAGAGAGAAUACAGGUGUCAAAACGCUUGUAUUAGAAACAUACGAUUCAUAAGUGCCAAAAUGUGCCCAAUACAAUGUUCUGUUAAAGGCUGUAAUAAACUAUGUGAAAGCUUGAAUCAUUUGCAUGCUUUUGAAAAUGUUAACAAUCAUCUUUGUGGUCUUUGCCAUUUGCAAUGCAAUAAAUGUGGCCAAAUGUGUCGAAAAGUUAACCAACAUAAUGAUACAAGCCACGAUUGUUUAACAGACCACAAAUGCCAUUCUAAAUGCCAAAUUUCUGAAUCACAUACUGACAGAGUUUUUCCAGAAUGUAAUAAACCUGCUGCGCAUAAGGGUAAUCAUCAAUGUGCACAAUUUCAUAAAUGUAAUGCACCUUGCAUUCAUACUGGAAAAGCAAAUUGCCAGAAUAAAUGUGUAGACAUUUUUGGCCAUCAAGCAACAGGAAAUAAACCUCACUUAUGUGGCUCUGAUAAACAUACUUGUGGUGCACCAUGCUCAUUAAAGUUUAACACUCUAAAAGGCGAAUAUAAAUGUCGACAUACGCUUUGUCAUUCUCGAUGUGAUAAAUGUGGUCAACUUUGUCGCAAGGCAGAUCAGCAUGAUGAUUCGAGUCAUGAUUGUUUAACCGAUCAUCUAUGUCAUAAUCUAUGUCAACUUUCUCAUUCAAGUGGAAAUAUUCCUGAAUGUAAUAAAUCCGCUAUUCAUGAAGGAAGGCAUAAAUGUGGACAAUUACAUCCAUGUAAUGCUAUUUGUGUUCAUUCCGAUAAAAGAAAUUGUCAAAGAACAUGCACAAAAAUUUUGGGACAUCAAAAUGAGCAUUUAUGUAUAUCUAAAAAGCAUUAUUGCGUUACUCAAUGUUCAUCAAAUGUCAAAGGAAAAAAUAAAUGUCAAAAAACGUGUACUCUCUCAUACGAAGAUGGACAUACAACGCAUCAAUGCAG
Dentiscutata erythropus is the source of this 3909-nucleotide messenger RNA. Lineage: Eukaryota; Fungi; Glomeromycota; Glomeromycetes; Diversisporales; Gigasporaceae. The record is from the annotation of a GenBank genome assembly.